Molecule: messenger RNA, 1356 nt
Organism: Adineta ricciae
Lineage: Eukaryota; Metazoa; Rotifera; Eurotatoria; Adinetida; Adinetidae
Source: the annotation of a GenBank genome assembly
AUGGCAACUGCUCAAGCAAUCGUUAGUACAUCGAAAUAUGACGAUCAUCUCGAUGAUUAUUUUACUCGACCAAGUGAAGAAGAGUUUCAACAACAAAGCUACAUAUAUUCUGAACAGCAAAAGCCCAAAGUUACGACGACAACGAAAAGCAAGCCAAGAAAAAAUAAACGAUCAGAUAAUCCACAUGCACCUAAACGUAUUCGAACAGCUUAUACAAACAAGCAAUUGUUAGAAUUAGAAAAGGAGUUUCACUACUCCAAAUAUCUGUGUCGACCACGACGAGUCGAAAUUGCAUCAACAUUGUUACUCACUGAACGACAAGUCAAGGUCUGGUUUCAAAAUCGUCGGAUGAAAUACAAAAGACAAUUAAUGUUGCAAGAUCCUAAGUUAGCAGAAGAAUUCGAAGCUAAUGAGAUGAAUGAAGAUGAUACAAGUGCUGAUGAAGUCGAUGCUUCAAGUCCGAAAAAUGUGGAACGUUUAACUCGACCAAAGCGUAAAGCUAAAAUCAAGGGAAAUAAAUGCACUUCACAUUCGUGUAGUUCUAUGAAAAGUGAUCAAUGGCUGUUUGAACAACAAGAAGGAGAUUCAGCAAAAAUGCUGGAAAAAGUAAAUCCAAUUGAAAAACUUGAUUCACUAUCUGACCAGCAGAUUCAAGCAUGUUCAACAUCACCGAAAGUCACUAAAAUCGAACAAACUUCUCCCGUUCGUACGGAUGAUUGGACCAACCAACCACAACAAUCAUCAACGAUGAUAACACCUCCACCAACAAUGACCACAGUUUCGAGUUGCGAUACAAUCAAUUGUUCAUGUUGUGAUUAUGAUGGACAAUAUUAUCCAACAUCAUCGUCAGCAUCUGCAUCCUACAAUUCGCAUUACUAUUCGUCUUCUCAGCAACAGCAACCAACACCAUCUCAACAUAUGACAGUAAACGUACCUGUUGUGGCUAAUUUUCAAGUUAAUGUCAAUACAGCACAUCCGGGAUAUCCAUUGACUAACUCAAAUAACAACCAUCAUCAUCACUAUAAUGUGUCUAGAAAACAAAAUAUUUAUUAUCAACAAGCACAACUACCACCACAGCAACAGCAGCAGCAGCCAAUGCCUUCAUCCUACUAUCGAAAUGGAUAUCCAUCAGCAAUGAAAUAUAGUCAGCAGCAGCAAUCACCGCCGAUUUAUCAUCAAUCACAAUCAUAUUCCUCGCCGAAUCAAGCAUUUAUGGAAAAUACCAAUCAUUUUCCAAUGACUUCAUCGUCGUAUCAACAUGAUUUUGUAUAUGGUCAUCGUCAACAUCCUUCGCUAGGAUACAAUUCAUUUACUGCUAAUCAACCUUCGCAUGGACAUAUUUAUCAUCAAUUGUAA